Molecule: messenger RNA, 1225 nt
Organism: Salvelinus sp. IW2-2015
Lineage: Eukaryota; Metazoa; Chordata; Actinopteri; Salmoniformes; Salmonidae
Source: RefSeq, a predicted model, not a curated record
AUGGGGAACCUACUGGCCUGCUGUGAUCUGCUGUCCCUGAAUAGUGACACUGUGCCGCUGUCCACGACGACGCUCCACUGGACAGCCAAGCAGGGCCGCGUGGAAGCGGUGGACAUGAUGGUUCGCGCUGGCGUGAACGUCAACAUCGGAUUGGUGAGCGAUCGCCGCGGUGACAGGUGGUGUCAGGCUGUGCAGACCGACGGUUCACCACUCGACAUGCAAGCCAGUGCGCGCGCUGAGUCGCUGAUGGCCCAGAAUACCUGUGCACGGCAGGCGAUCUCGCGGGUGAGCAGAGAGGAGCUGGAAGACCGGUUCCUACAGCUCCAUGAGGAUAACCUGCUCCACAAACAACACACCCAGAAACAGGAAGACAAAAUCAAGAGGAUGGCCACCAAGCUGGUGCACUUGGUGAAGGACCGUUGGCGGUUGGAGCAAAUAUCUGCAGGCGUGGUGCAUCCAGGGGGCUGGGACGUGGAGCUAGAGGAGAUGAUGGAGGAGCUGCAGGAGAAGGUCCAGGAGCUGCAGAUGCAGAAUGWGGCCCUGAAGCAGUGUCUGCUGGCCGCCAAACAGCACCUGCAGACGCAGAGCAAACAAACCACCCCCUACGGCCAUGUCCAAUCACGCGUCAACACGGGCCUGCGGAGGCUGAGGGAGGACACGGUCACACCCCCCACUGCUCCCAGAGGACCCAGGAGUGUGGAGGUGGAGGUGAGUGGCAGGCCCCCCCAGGGUCUACUGCCCAAAUAUGGACACAGUCUGCUGGACGACACCAGAGCUGAGAUCCGGAACCUUGAGAAUGUGAUCGAGACUGAACGGUCUCACAUAGAGGAUAUGGACAGAGCAGCAGAGCUGCUGAGAGACCAGCUGAGGAGGAAAGAGAGAGGGUCUACUAUCAAGGACAAGGUGGAGAUGAUCCGGCUGCAGAAACAGCUAGUUGAGAAGGGCAACGCAUUCACUGUGCUCGAGGGCAGAUUCCUACAACUCCAAGAGAAUCAGUGGACCCCGAAGGCCAGUCAUGAAGCUGUGAUGGCCAAGAUGGACGAGCUCACGGGCCAUCUGAAAGACGAGCAAGUGAGGAGUCUUGGCCUGGAGAGCCAACUACAGGCCAACUCAUUCUCACAGAGGAGUUGCAGGAGCGAAUCCAUGACCUGGAGAAGGAGAGAGAGCUGCUAAAGGAGAACUGUGAUAAACUAAUGAACAGGUGAGGGAUUUGACUCCACGUUUG